GUCUCAGUUUUAGAGUACAAUGACUACUCCACCCUUUAAACCAAAACGCAUUACUGCUUCAUGGCAGAAAUAGGCAGGGUGGUGGUACCUACCCGUGCGGACUCACAAGACGUCCUGUCACUAGUAACGAAAAUUAAAAUUCAAAAAUAUCUCAAUGCCAGUAAAAUGUAGCUACAGAACGAAGUACACACAAAUCGCUAUCGUCAGUAACGAAUCGGCUACUCGUACUGUAGCAAGUUUAUUUAAUUAAAAUUUUACUAAUAUAAAUACAAUGUCCAACACAAUAUUCGUGGCUUUGUAUUUGAUCGUUUUAGUCAGAGGACAAGAAGAAUAUAUUGUCUCGAAUUUCAUAGAAAUUGAUCAAACGCGAUCUAGCCCGUUGGAAUCAGACACAUAUUUAAUGGCUGAUAAAAUACAACAGUAUGUUGAUGAAAAAGUAGAUGUAAAGGUCUAUUACGAAUCCUUGUGUCCUGGCUGUAGAGUGUUCGACUCCGCGAUAUUAGCACCAACAAUUGAAAGAUUGAAUCAAUAUCUAAACAUUAAUAUCUACCCUUACGGAAAAGCCAAGACCAUAGAAAAGAAUGGUAAGUACGAGUUUAUCUGCCAACACGGUCCCGAAGAGUGUUACGGGAACAAAUUACACGCGUGUGCCAUCGACGUCAUUGGAAACAUAACUAUCGCAGUAAUGUACAACUCCUGCAUGAUGGACUUGAACCAGAAGAACCACGGCUCAGAUGAUCUAGCUGCUGAUGCGUGUGGUAACAAAUUCGAUAUUGAUUCAUCGCCAAUAAAACGUUGCGCAAAAGGUGACAGAGGUGACGAACUUCUCAAGAAAUACGGCGAUGAGAGCAAAAAAGCAAACUACCUAUUUGUCCCGUACAUUCUAGUUAAUGGAAAAGAGAGCAGUAUUUACGCAUUUAUCCUAGACGUUUGCAAUGCGUUUAUUAAUCCGCCACCUCAUUGUGUCAAUGCUUUUUAUUCUGUUACUAGCGUAUAGUUAGUUCCUAAGAAGAGGGUCGUUGUAAGCAUAAUUAGUAAUGCAAUGUAACUAGCCUUGGAUAUUUUUUUAGAUUAAGAAGAAAAUGUAAAGUGUGUUCUAAAUUUAUUUUCCAUUUUAAUUUUGCUUGUAUCCCGGUGAAAUCGUGGACAAUAAAUUAUUCAAAUAAAUUAAUGAAUUAUUA
Molecule: messenger RNA, 1181 nt
Organism: Bombyx mori (domestic silkworm)
Lineage: Eukaryota; Metazoa; Arthropoda; Insecta; Lepidoptera; Bombycidae
Product: gamma-interferon-inducible lysosomal thiol reductase
Exons: 5
Coding region: 272-997 (241 amino acids)
Molecular function (GO): oxidoreductase activity, acting on a sulfur group of donors, disulfide as acceptor
Source: RefSeq, a predicted model, not a curated record